Messenger RNA from Macaca mulatta (Rhesus monkey), 2940 nucleotides. The record is from RefSeq and is a predicted model, not a curated record. Lineage: Eukaryota; Metazoa; Chordata; Mammalia; Primates; Cercopithecidae.
CCACCAUUUGGGUAAAAAUAAAUUAAUAUAAUAUGUAUAAAUGAAAUUUUGAGUAGUAAAUAGGAAACUGUAAGAUGGUUGCCCCCUCAGAGGGAAACUGAGUGCUUUAGGCGGGAUGGUGUGGCAGAUACUGUAAGGUAGACACUCAAUAAUUGUUCAGCAACCCUACCUAUUCGUUAAUGUCAACAGAAUCCUUAUUUUUUUGAGUCACAAUGGGUCUUCAUCCCAGAGAUGAAAGAUGGUUGGUGUAAGCUAAUCUUGAUAAUCCUAUUUUCAUUCCCACAUACUUAAUUUUUCAGUGUUUCUUGCAACUAGAAGUGGAAAUGUGAAAUUUAUCACAUGAGAAAUUUAUCAUUGUCAUUUAUAGUGGCCAUCGGAAAAGAUAAUGAAAUAAAAAUUUCGAUUCUUAUAUAUUCCAAUGUCAGUAAAUAUAAGCACUAAUGAAUGCUGACUUGAAUGCUCAGGGUUUUCUUGAAACUUCUAAGUUCUAUGAUAAAUAAUUGACCACUGUGACAACAGAACAUAAGUCAUUAAAGUGCAUUCCAUUACAGUAAGUUGGCAGGAGUUCAAACAGUUCUCCGUAAAUUUGUUCGACUGGGUAGAUUAAAUGGCAAUAUACUUUCUAUAAUGAAACUUGUUGAAAUGAGAGGGAAUCAGCUAUUUACAAUCAUGGCAUAACUACCUAGUAUAUUACUGGAAACUUCAGAAGAAAAUGAGGGAGUGUCAGAAAGAAACCGAAGAGGUUGGUGACUGAAAAGGAUGAUUGAACACCAAAAUCUGCAGUUGAUUAGGAUGCAGUCGUGGAAAGGAAGCAUAUAUAUAAAUAAGAGGGCCUUUCUAUAUAGAGCCCACAAACAUCGUGAAUGUGAAUCAUGUCAUUCAGAGGGUUAGUGACCAUGCCUCCGCCAUGAACAAGAGAAUUCAUUACUACAGCCGGCUCACCACUCCUGCAGACAAGGCACUGAUUGCCCCAGACCAUGUAGUUCCAGGUCCAGAAGAGUGCUAUGUGUAUAGCCCAUUGGGCUCUGCUUAUAAACUUCAAAGUUACACUGAAGGAUACGGUAAAAACACCAGUUUAGUAACCAUUUUUAUGAUUUGGAAUACCAUGAUGGGAACAUCUAUACUAAGCAUUCCUUGGGGCAUAAAACAGGCUGGAUUUACUACUGGAAUGUGUGUCAUCAUACUGAUGGGCCUUUUAACACUUUAUUGCUGCUACCGAGUAGUGAAAUCACGGACUAUGAUAUCUUCGUUGGAUACCACUACCUGGGAAUAUCCAGAUGUCUGCAGACAUUAUUUCGGCUCCUUUGGGCAGUGGUCGAGUCUCCUUUUCUCCUUGGUGUCUCUCAUUGGAGCAAUGAUAGUUUAUUGGGUGCUUAUGUCAAAUUUUCUUUUUAAUACUGGAAAGUUUAUUUUUAAUUUUAUUCAUCACAUUAAUGACACAGACACUAUACUGAGUACCAAUAAUAGCAACCCUGUGAUUUGUCCAAGUGCCGGGAGUGGAGGCCAUCCUGACAACAGCUCUAUGAUUUUCUAUGCCAAUGACACAGGAGCCCAACAGUUUGAAAAGUGGUGGGAUAAGUCCAGGACAGUGCCCUUUUAUCUUGUAGGGCUCCUCCUUCCACUGCUCAAUUUCAAAUCUCCUUCAUUUUUUUCAAAAUUUAAUAUCCUAGGCACAGUAUCUGUCCUUUAUUUGAUUUUCCUUGUCACCUUUAAGGCUGUUCGCUUGGGAUUUCAUUUGGAAUUUCAUUGGUUUAUACCAACAGAAUUUUUUGUACCAGAGAUAAGAUUUCAGUUUCCACAGCUGACUGGAGUGCUUACCCUUGCUUUUUUUAUUCAUAAUUGUAUCAUCACACUCUUGAAGAACAACAAGAAACAAGAAAACAAUGUGAGGGACCUGUGCAUUGCUUAUAUGCUAGUGACGUUAACUUAUCUCUAUAUUGGAGUCCUGGUUUUUGCUUCAUUUCCUUCACCACCAUUAUCCAAAGAUUGUAUUGAGCAGAAUUUUUUAGACAACUUCCCUAGCAGUGACACCCUGUCCUUCAUUGCAAGGAUAUUCCUGCUGUUCCAGAUGAUGACUGUAUACCCACUCUUAGGCUACCUGGCUCGUGUCCAGCUUUUGGGCCAUAUCUUCGGUGACAUUUAUCCUAGCAUUUUCCACGUGCUGAUUCUUAAUCUAAUUAUUGUGGGAGCUGGAGUGAUCAUGGCCUGUUUCUACCCAAACAUAGGAGGGAUCAUAAGAUAUUCAGGAGCAGCGUGUGGCCUGGCCUUUGUAUUCAUAUACCCAUCUCUCAUCUAUAUAAUAUCCCUCCACCAAGAAGAGCGUCUGACAUGGCCUAAAUUAGUCUUUCACGUUUUCAUCAUCAUUUUAGGUGUGGCUAACCUGAUUGUUCAGUUUUUUAUGUGAAAUACCUCAACUGUUUUUUCAAGAGCUCUCAUGAUAUUUUGAGCCUUGACAACAGUUCUAUAUAAAUUCACUUGUAAAUGCUGCUGUUGUGUAAUUCUAAAUAUUUUCUAAGAUAAUUUGAAAGCAAGGGAAAUAGUGGCCCCUUAAUAAGUAUGUUUUUAUUGGGGUGGGGAAAGGGGCAAAAAGAAUGAUCUUAUUGUCUUUACCUUUCUCAUAUUAACUCACCUCUUUAUUCUGUGGUCUUUUCUGAAUAGAAAUGUAUGCCCUAGGAAGAAAUCAUGCUGGGUUUUGCUUUUAGAGAUAAAAGGUGGUGGAUUUAUUUUGCCUGCAGUAAAAAUUCUCAGGGUGUCAGAGCAGCAUAUUGCCAAAUCCUGCUUCUGUUUUAUGUUUCAGUGUAUUCACUUUCAUUUUCUUACUUACUAGACCAUUUCUGCAGUUUGCCCAAACCUCUACUGUUUGGGACAGUAAACCAAAUACCUCAUUUUUAAAAAGAAGUUUUCAUGGCAUCAGUGUUAAUAAAGUACAUUUUUAGCUGA